Molecule: messenger RNA, 849 nt
Organism: Lucilia sericata (common green bottle fly)
Lineage: Eukaryota; Metazoa; Arthropoda; Insecta; Diptera; Calliphoridae
Product: zinc finger protein 596-like
Exons: 2
Biological process (GO): regulation of transcription by RNA polymerase II
Cellular component (GO): nucleus
Molecular function (GO): DNA-binding transcription factor activity, RNA polymerase II-specific; RNA polymerase II transcription regulatory region sequence-specific DNA binding
Source: RefSeq, a predicted model, not a curated record
GGUAAGAGAAAUGUUUAUUACAAUUUACACACUUAUUUUCUAAUAAUCUUUCAAUUUGUCUCUUUACAUUUUUCCAAUAAUUUUCAACUCGAAUCAACUAGAUGGCCAUCUAAAGCUAAACUGCGUAAACACAUGUAUUGCCACGAUACGAACAGACAAAAAGUUUGCGAUCAAUGUGGCAAAACAUUUGCCUGUAAUUCCAGUAUGCAAAAACAUGUCAAUUCCGAACAUUCCGAAAUUAAACCAGAACCUCAACAAUGUAAAAUAUGCAAUACCUGGUAUCGCAACAUGUCGGGCUUGAGAACACACAUGAAAUUUAUGCAUGAAAAUAUUGGAGGUGAACAUCGUUGUCAGAUCUGUAAUAAAGUAUCGUCAAAUGCACGAGCUCUACGAAGGCACAUCUAUUUGAAUCAUGAAUGUGAACGCAAAUACAAAUGUCACAUGUGUGAGAAGGCCUUUAAAAGAGAACAGGAUUUGAGAGAACACAUUUCUGUACAUACAGGUGAAGCCUUGUAUACUUGUCCCAAUUGUCCCAUGACAUUUUCCUCUAGUGCCAAUAUGUACAAACAUCGUCAACGUUUGCAUAAGGCCGAGUACGCGGCACAUAAGCAACAACCUUUGGCCUUGAAUAUCAUAAAACAAGCUAAAUCUAUGCCAAAUACAGUGCGCACUAAAAGACGUAUGAUUGUUGAUCCACCUCAGUCGUCGGAAAUUAUUAUGCCUCCCACUUCGGCCCUGUUAAAUCAACAGCUUGUUAUAACAUCACAAUAUACUACUAUAGCACCAAAUUUGGCUAAAUUACAUGAUUAGAAAUAAGAAAUAAUAAUAUUAAAUCAUUAGGUGUAAAAA